AUGGAUGAGUAUACAAUCUUCCAUCUCAACUUUGUGAGCAUAUUAGAGGAGGUAGCUGAACAUUUCCAUUUGGAGCCGCCAGUAGUGUCGACAGUGAAGCGUUUUGAGGGCGAUGGGUACCAAGGUGCAGUACAUUUGCAGCUCACCCCAGAUGAUGAUAAUUCUAAUAAGACCAUCUAUGGGUAUGGUGAAGAUGCUAAAGAUGCUGGCAACCUUGCUGCAUGGGAAGCACUCAAGUUUCUUCAUUUUUCUGUUAACUUUGCUUUGGUGGACCUGCAUAUGUAUGAGUACUGGGAGGUACUACUAACUCUAGUGCAGAAGGAGCAGCAACACCACAUAGAGAUGACACAACUAAACCAGUUUCAUGAGGCUUGCCGGCAGCAUGAGUUAGAGUAUCUUGAGCAAGAACAUGAUGACUGUGUUUAUGAGAUCAAGCAUGACCUCAACCUCCAGAUAGAGGACAGGGAUCGUUGGCUCAAAAUAGAAGAACACAAGAGUAAGAAACUGAAGCUGGAGCGUGAUCAGUUGGAGGAGUUGACCAACAAGCAGGAGAGUAAAAUCAUGGAGCUAAUGACAGAGAACAGAAGCCUCCGUGAGAAGCUGGCGGAAAAGCUACAGGUGCAUGAAUAG
Molecule: messenger RNA, 630 nt
Organism: Triticum turgidum subsp. durum (durum wheat)
Lineage: Eukaryota; Viridiplantae; Streptophyta; Magnoliopsida; Poales; Poaceae
Source: the annotation of a GenBank genome assembly